This is a messenger RNA of Paramormyrops kingsleyae, 1265 nucleotides long. RefSeq names its product protein LBH-like. NCBI's taxonomy places the organism in Eukaryota, Metazoa, Chordata, Actinopteri, Osteoglossiformes, Mormyridae. The record is from RefSeq and is a predicted model, not a curated record.
GUUAAGCGCAGCACUUGUUAUGCGGCUGAGAAAGUAUUUAAAGUUAUUGUGUCUAUUCAUGGAGAUUUGAGUUAUUGUAUAAGCUGCAAUCAUAAGUUUUCUUUCUUUAACUCCUCUUGAAUUAACGCGACCAACGAGCUCCAGACCAGCGCUCACAGCAUACAUAUUUAUCUGAUGACAGAGUUUCUGUGGAGGAUUUACCAUAGGGUCUAAACAACUCAGAAAACACAAUCGCUGGUACAACACACUGGACUUCUAAGAACAAAACCUCCUCCUUAGAAAGCAUGACAGAGGUGAUGCGCUCCUGCGACUCUGCCAUGGAGGACUUCAGUGCAGCUCCUGGGGACCAGAGCAUCUCCUUCCAGCCCCCAGUUGACUCCCCCUCUCGAGUUCAGGUCUUUCCCGAUUCCCACGAGAGGUACCCCAAGCUGUCCAAGCGGCUGCCUUCCAUUGUGGUGGAGCCUACUCAGGGAGGGGACGUGGAGAGCGGGGAGCUCCGCUGGCCCCCUGACGACCUGAGUUCCACCCACUUCAACCCAGCGCCCCCCCUGCGGCCCCCUGCCACAGGGGGGGAGCUUUUUCCCACCUCCCCAGAAAUGGACAGGCCCCUGGGCGAGGACUCUGACUGAGGGCCGGGCAUGGCGACACUCCAGCAUUCACUGUGAAUACUUACGCAGGGGCGUGAAUGCAAACAAGGGCUCAUGUCCAGGUGCCUAAUAGGGUGUCUAAGGCCUUGCUCUCGUAUGCCUGGGACCCCUUUUGGCAGAGACCCCCUGUUAUGUUUUGGCAGGGUAUAGGAGUGUAAAAAUGUCCUCGGCAGCUCAGGCGUGCCAAAUUCUACUGUACUCGUAUCUACUCUAUUUAUAAUAGUUUUUUUAGUGCAGACCUACAUCUGUAUAAUCAGCAUAGCUGUUUUUCAGACUUUGUAAAUCUGUUCUGAGAGAUUGUACACUGAACUAGAUCCCUAGUAUCUUAUAGGCACAUUUUGCAAUAUGACAUAUAUAAUUUAUGUGUUUAAUGUAUAAAUAUGUACUCUGUUAAAUAUUCAUUUGUCCCUUUAUAGUAUUCCUUGAUAUACGUAAAAAUACUUAUGUUGCAUACGGUGUUAAUUAUAAUUUUCUAAGUAUCAUGGUAGGUCCAACAAUAGAAAUCUGAAUCCUUGCUUUGCAGCCUGCCACAUAAAAUGCCAAUAACUCUAAGCUCUCUUAGUACAACUGUAAAGAUUUUUGUCCAGUAACACUCCAAUAAAAUUUUCCCUUGAAACA